CACACCCGGAGAGAGAGGGAGAGACAGAGAGAGGGAGGGAGCGAGCGGGAUACACCCCCUCCUCACUCUUCAUCGUACUUCUUCUCCGAGACAGGAUAUCCAGAUAUGGAGGCCAACAGUCAUUUUGAAAGCACUGCUAAACCCACCAUUCCAAACACCUCAGGACUGAAACAGCUGCCUCAAUCUGUGGAACCAGUUUACAUAUCCAGCUCUCUUGUGAGGUUUCCUCAACAAGCAAAGGGACUGAAUUGCGACAUGCCAGUCAAUGGCAGAAUAUCUCCACCGAUGUCCACUAAUGCCAAUGGAACGUUGGAUCCCAGUACCACCCGCCAUCCUGUAUCCAAUAACUAUGACUACCUCUGGAAAUUCACCAAGUCCCCCCUACUUAAAGACUGUCAUGGACUCGGCCAGUAUCAAGUGAAUGGUUCAACCUCUCCGGUGACCAAUGGCCCCUCCUGCAAGGCAAGCUUGCAAGAAACUUGGGAGAACUGCGCUAGCAGCCCCGCUGCUUCUCUCAGCUUCAGCGGUCAGGGUUUGUACAACUUCAGUGAAGCUUCCGUAAAGUUGGCAGCUGCAGCAAAUGGAACAAAUCUUGACUACUUGGAGUCAUCUCGACCAGUUCCCUUACCAGCACCCAGUGUGCAGUCUUUUCUUACCUCCUCGAAUGAGAGGAAACAAACGGAAACAAUGGGAUCAAAUACAAGGGAAGAAGCAAAAACGGACUCAGGGCUAGUGGAGGCAUUGAAGCCAUGUGAUGUGCAAGCAGAUUUAAGAAGUCACUGUAAUGGAGCAAAUGUAGCAUUAGCACCUCUCUGUCAGGCAACAUCCAGUAUACUUCCUCCCCCUGAAGUAAGCAAUUUGGAUGACCCAUCCCAGCUUCCAUCCCAUCUCGAGGGUCCCCAUCUUCUCAACUCUGAUUCUCUGAAGCCUUUUGGAAUAGACCUUGCGCAAGAUCCCGGCAGCUGCGCCUUCUAUGAUGUGGAGAUCCAGCAGCAAGAUAAGACGCAACAGGCCGCGCAACCUAGCUUGGACUCCUCGCCAUGCUCCAACCCUAGUGCGUUUCCAGUCCUAACAGAAAACCGUCAAAAAGUUUCUUUGUUUAAUGCUGCUUCCCCUGUUGUUGGAGAGUCUGUCAGAGACAGUGCAUCUGGCAUGGCUGAGGAUGCCGAGGUAAACAAGGAUGAGGAACCGCAUCCGUCCCCAGUGAACACCUCCCAAGAUCAAAUGGUCACAGAAAAGAUCUGCCCUGAGCCAAUAUUUGCCCAGGAACCAGAGGAGGAUGAAUUAGAACCUGGGGAAAUAAAAGGUAAUGCUUCGCGGAGAAGGAUGGCCACAGCUGAAGAGGUGCGUCUUCCGCUCUUGCAUGGCUGGAAGAGAGAGGUCAGAAUUAAGAAAGGAAGCCAUCGCUGGCAAGGGGAGACCUGGUACUAUGCCCCUUGUGGGAAGAGGAUGAAGCAGUUCCCUGAAGUCAUCAAGUAUCUGUUAAAGAAGCCUGAUCCCAUUGUCCGCAGAGAGCAUUUCAGCUUCAGUCCCAGGAUGCCUGUUGGAGACUUUUAUGAGCUUCGGGACACAGCAGAGGGCCCACAGUGGGAACUUCUGAAUUCUGAGGAAAUCCCCUCCCGGAUUUUGGCCAUCACAGGAAAAAGAGGGCGUCCUCGCAAUAUGGAAAAAGCCAAAUUAAAAGAAAACAAAGUGAAAAGAGGAAGGGGACGGCCUCCAAAAGUGAAGAUGAUUGACUUGCUUAGCAAGCCCGAUGCUAAACUCCUAAGAAAGUUGGAAAACCAAGAUAUUCUCAGUGAUGUGGAAAAAGUGCAGCUAAGUAAAUUGAGGAAGAAGAUGAGAAGGAAGGCUAGAAAUCAAGAAGCUAAACUUGAGGCUGCAAAGAAUUUAAAGCUCAAGGAAAAGAAAGAUAAAGAACAAAAACAAAAGGCCAAGGCGAUUACACAGGAGCAAGAGAAGAACAAAGUGAAGAGGAGGCCCAAGGAAAAAGCCAAUGCAACUGUCCACAAACCCGAUCGAAAACAGCUAGCUCAACAGCGUCGCCUGGAGGAACGCAAGCGACAGCAGUUUAUGUUGGAGGAACUCAAGAAGCCCACAGAAGACAUGUGUUUAUCUGAUCACCAGCCGUUGCCGGACUUCCCACAUGUGCCAGGUGUGGUUCUGCCCAGCAGUGCCUUUGCUGACUGCUUCACUACUGUGGAGUUCCUGCAAACCUAUGGCAAGGUUUUGGGAUUAGAUGGAACAAAGGACAUCCCCAGCCUGUUCACCUUGCAGGAGGGCCUGUUCAAUGUUGGGGACAGUUUGGGAGAAGUGCAAGACUUGCUGGUGAAACUCCUGCGGGCAGCAAUGGUGGACCCUGGACUACCUCCAUAUUGGCAGUCUCUAAAGAUUUUGGGUGAAAAAGUCUCUGAAAUCUGCCUGAACCGGGACAAUGCAUCUGAAGCCCUACGACUCUUCCUGGAAGCAUACGGUGGAGACGGUGAACUAUGUGAAAGUCUGCGCACUUGUCCAUUUCAAGCCCAUCCGCCUUUCACCAAGGCUGCAGUUCUUGCUUUUCUUGUGAAUGAACUGAACUCAAGCAACCUCAUUAUCAAUGAAAUUGAUAAAACCUUGGAGAACAUGUCUCACUACCGAAAGAACAAGUGGAUCAUUGAGGGAAAACUUCGCAGACUAAAAUUUGCACUGGGUAAAAGAACUGGCACUCCGGAGACUCGGGUAAUUAAUGUCCCAGAGGGCUGCAGGAGGCGCAGUGCACGGAUUACUGAUGAGAAUGAAGAGCAGGAGGGUGAUGAGAGUGCCCUGCAACAGUUGGGUGUGAUUGAAGAGGAGGAGGUGGCAUCUUCUUUAAGCGUUGUGGAACUUGAAAGGCAGAUUGAAAAGCUCACAAAGCGGCAAAUAUUUUUUCGGAAGAAGAUUCUUAGUUCCUCACAGAGGCUCCGUUGUGCGUCAUUGGGACAAGACCGUUACUGCAGGUUCUACUGGCUGUUGCCACAUUUAGGUGGUAUAUUUGUGGAGGGUUCACAGGGAAGUGCUGGGCAUACUCCAGAGAGUGAAGAUACUCUGUUACCAUUGAAGACUGAAGAAGCUGAAAUGAUGGAGGCCAACUCUUUCAGUUCUGCCAGUCGCACGCGGGGUCGGCAACGGAAGCCCGAAGCGGCUACAGAGUUUCCAUGCAAGUCUUGUAACUGUGCACAGUCUCAGGGAAGCCCAUCAAAUGAUCUUGUUGAGUCAAGGUCCCUGAUUGCACCUGUUUCUGGGAGCCAGCAGGACUUAAACCAAUCUGCAUUUAUGUCUUGGUUGAAUCAGAACCAAACAUUGCUGAGUAGCACUGUACUAACGCCUGAGAGCAGCCCACCUCAUACUGAAGCAACACCGACCAUUCCCAGUGGGCCCAAUGCAGACGAUACGGGUGCCACUGAGAAACAAGGCCAGUUGGUCAACAUAAUCCCCAGAACUCCUUGCACUGAUUCCUCUCGUGAACGUUUAUCCCAACCAGACAGCCUCGUUUCUGCACUGUAUCCUCAAGGAGCCACCCCUCCAAUGCAGGUUAAUGGAUUCCCAGAGGAAGGGCAGCAACCAUUAGCUGGCACGCCACUGCCGCCUUCUUCUUCUUCCACUCCCUGCCUUAUUUGCGGUAAUCUUCAGAAAAGUGAUAAUCCUCAGAGUGUCAAUCCUGCCCAUGUCUCUGAAAAAGAGAAGCGCAGGGGACGGCCACCGAGCAACUUCUUUAAAGAAAUAGAGCAGAAGUAUAACAGCCAGCUCAUAGAGAGGCCUAUUCCAGCUGACAUGAAGCAGAAAUGGUGGUGGAUAAAGGACCCAGCGAUGAUGGAAUCCAUGCUCAAAGCUCUGCACCCUAGAGGCAUACGGGAGAAAAACUUGCACAAACAUCUCACAAAACAUUUGGAGCACCUCAAGGAAUUUUGUUCUCGGCCAGCCAGUGGUAAGACGUCUCAUAAAAAUUCAAUCUUCAGCUUCAACCCCACCGAAGGAAAUCCUGUGAGCCAGGAGACACUGGACAAGUGGUCAGUUACAGAUUGGACAUUCCAGGUGGACCUGUCAAUUCUGCAGUGGGUGGAGGACUUGGAGCAACGGGUUUUAAUGUCUGAUCUACAGCAAAGGGGCUGGACACCUCCAAGUUUAGACUCUGUUCGGAGUGAUCUGAAGUAUUUUGAACACCAUCUAGAGGCUACUGAUGAUAUUACAGUGAAGGUGAAAAAAGAAGAGCCCCUUUACAGAGAACCAUGUAACCCGUUGGAUCUAGCAGUACUGCGGCUUUUGGACCUCGAGCAGAACGUUGAGAGAAGAUACCUUAAGGAACCACUCUGGGUGUUGAGUGAAGUCCAACAUGAGAAGGCUGUGCUCACAGACCCAGAGAACCCUCUCUCUACCACCGAGAUUGAAUACAGUAUUACACCACGCCUAAGAUUGUGGCGACAGACACUGGAAAGAUGUCGAAGUGCUGCUCAGGUAUCGCUGUGCCUACAGCAGCUGGAGAGGUCUGUGGCCUGGGAGAGGUCCGUUAAUAAAGUGAUUUGCAUAGUUUGUCGGAAGGGAGACAAUGAUGAAUUCCUGCUGCUGUGUGACAACUGUGACCGUGGCUGCCACACUUACUGCCACAGGCCACGAAUGAUGGAGAUUCCAGAAGGUGACUGGUUUUGCCCUACCUGUGUCUCAUUGCAAGGUGAGUUCAUAAAAUCCUAUGGCUCUUCUCGGCGGGCUAAAAAACCCAGGUUAUGCUUCCAAGAGGAUGACAGCCCUUCAAAAUCAUCAAGGCGACGAGAUCAGGCCACAAUAUCCCAAUACUCACUGGGUGAUGCUCCACUUUCAAAGCGACGGCGCAUUGUUACAAGGAGCCAUGGCCCUGACUUAACCUUUUGCGAGAUAAUCUUAAUGGAGAUGGAGUCACACGAUGAUGCGUGGCCAUUUUUAGAACCUGUGAAUCCACGGAUUGUGCCUGGCUAUAGGAAAAUAAUCAAAAACCCUAUGGACUUCUCUACAAUGAGGCACAAACUUCUGAAUGGCAAGUACUCCAGCUGUGAAGAAUUUGCGGAGGAUGCUGAGCUGGUGUUCAGCAAUUGCCAGUUGUUUAACGAGGAUGACUCUGAAGUGGGGAAGGCCGGCCUGGCCAUGAGAAAGUUCUACGAAAGCCGCUGGGAGGAGUUCAGUCAGGAACGCAACCAGGGUGCACUUUGAGUGAGACAAGAAUUGUUUGCUCUCUCAAUCAACCAUGUUUGAGCAUCUCUGCAUCACUGAAAACGGGUUCAGCCCCUUGGUUGUCAUUUGAGCUCUUAAGGUGCUGCUUUUCGCGUUGAGGGCAGCUAUAUUGCAACUCAGAGGUUAAUAAAAUAUCUUGAACCGGACCUCCUCACCAAAUCUCAUCUGGAUCCUUUUAAAUGUUGUCGUUGCUUCUAUUUACUUGGUGAAUAGAGCCCCAGGAAAUCAUGAAGAAAUGUGUCGCACCAAACAAAGCGGGGAAGUGGAGCAUCAAGCAGUCUUAUGUGUGCCCUCCGGCAUAGUGCAUUUUACCCUACUGCCAAGGGCAUCAUCGUGUACAUACAUUUCAGAAAACAAACUACAUGAAGCACAUCAGUGCACAGGAAACCAUGCUACUGGAGUGCACAUGUACGCGUGGCACAAUGCAAUCCCGAGUGUUUUACAUAUAUUACUUUCCUACAUGUACAUUAUGUGCAAAAUUGGAUGGGACUAAUGAUUCUAUUUACAGAUCUACAUGAUUAAGAGGGUAUGGGCACCCGAUGCUACCUAAUGAGUAUGCAUUUAUGUACUACUAUAAUACUUUGGAAAAGUAUGUCACAUGAUGUGAUCUCUUCCACAUAGAUGUACCACAUGUAACAUUUGAAAGCCACUCACUUCUUGCCUGCUGUCCUUAGUUAUAUUGGCAGAGUAAAAAGUGAGUGAUAUUUAAUAGCAA
Molecule: messenger RNA, 5929 nt
Organism: Spea bombifrons (plains spadefoot toad)
Lineage: Eukaryota; Metazoa; Chordata; Amphibia; Anura; Pelobatidae
Gene: BAZ2A
Product: bromodomain adjacent to zinc finger domain 2A
Exons: 29
Coding region: 106-5193 (1695 amino acids)
Cellular component (GO): rDNA heterochromatin
Molecular function (GO): protein binding; DNA binding
Source: RefSeq, a predicted model, not a curated record